This is a messenger RNA of Plasmodium cynomolgi strain B, 744 nucleotides long. RefSeq lists its product as hypothetical. The transcript is spliced from 2 exons. The coding region runs from base 1 to 744 and encodes 247 amino acids. Lineage: Eukaryota; Apicomplexa; Aconoidasida; Haemosporida; Plasmodiidae. The record is from RefSeq and is a predicted model, not a curated record.
AUGAAAUCAAAUUUAAAAGGCUAUAAUGAUACAGAUAACUCUUUUAUUAAAUUUUGUACCAAUGCUGCAAGUUAUAUAACUUAUUCUAAAUAUAAUUCUAAUGUAAAUAUAUUUGCAUUUUGUGAAUAUACUAAUUACUGGUUCUAUGGUAUGUUGAAAUCAACUGAUAAAAUUACAUAUAAUCAGACAUCAUUUAUUAAAUUCCUUGAUGACGUUGAUAUUAUCCAAUAUUGCAAAGAUCAUGCGGAAGCUAUUGACGAACAUAAAUAUAGUUACCUUAAAAAAUUAGAUGAACUGUAUGAAAACUUUUAUAUUUUUAAACAAAAAUCUUCAACUGACGAUCAUAAUCGUUGUGGAAAAGGUGAAAUAUGUGCCCAAGAAUAUAAGAAACUCGAAGGUACAUGUUUGGGAAAUGGUAACAAUAGUUUUUGUAAUGAAUUAGAAAAAUUUCGAGUUCUAUUUAAUAAUCAUCUUGAAUCAAUAAUUAAAUGCAAGAACAUAGAAGAAUUACCAUCUUUCCAAUCAUCUGCUCUAGCUUCUACUGUUUUACUCCCAGUUUCUGUAAUUUCAGUAAUUAUUUUCUUUUCAUUUAUUGCUUAUAAGUAUACCCCCUUUGGAUCAUGGAUAAACCCUAAAUUAAUGAAGCAGAAAAGAUAUAUUAAUAAAUUAUUACAGGAAUACGAAAAUAGAGAAAAUAAAUCGAAUAGGAGGCCAUACAACAUCGCCUAUACAUUGUCAGAAUAA